Messenger RNA from Sycon ciliatum, 2307 nucleotides. RefSeq names its product actin-related protein 10-like. NCBI's taxonomy places the organism in Eukaryota, Metazoa, Porifera, Calcarea, Leucosolenida, Sycettidae. The transcript is spliced from 15 exons. The record is from RefSeq and is a predicted model, not a curated record. Gene Ontology annotation, cellular component: dynactin complex. The coding region runs from base 137 to 1531 and encodes 464 amino acids. Gene Ontology annotation, biological process: retrograde axonal transport of mitochondrion.
UGUAGCAAGAGUAGAUGUACUCUUGCUUGUAGUUGUAGUCAGUCUGGAGUCAAGGUUUGCAACACAGACCUGAUAAAUUUAAUUCAACAACAGCUUUUACUUAUGAUAGUCUGCCAAUUUUCAAUACUGCUUUAAAAUGCCUGCUUACGAAGGCCUUGGCAUUGGUGUAGAGAGAGCAGCUGUUGUUUUGGACGUUGGCUUUGCUCACACGAAGUGCGGGUUUUCUGGCGAGUCAUCUCCUAGAUUCAUCAUUCCCAGCAAAGCUGAGAACAUAAUCACCAAAAAGGUAGUUGACCUGUGGACUGCGUCAUCAAGUGAACUCUCCAAUGUGCUUAUUGACUUCAUCUAUCACAUCUACUUCAGGCUAUUGUCGAUUAGUCCGCGUGAGCGUCGGGUAGUGAUCUGUGAAUCACUGGUCUGUCCAGCCUAUUUUCGGCAGGCCUUUGCUGAGACUCUGUUCAAGCACUUUGAGGCACCGUCCAUCCUGUACCUGCCCAGCCAACAGUUGCCACUCUACACAUUAGGCAUACAGACUGCCAUAGUUGUGGAUGUUGGCAGCCAAGAAACUACUCUCAUCCCAUUUGUGGAAGGUAUUCCUCUAGUUGGAUGUUGGGAUUCGGUGCCCUGUGCUGGAAAUGCUAUUCAACGGAAUGUUGCUAAUCUGAUGAUGGAGAAGUGUAUGGUAACUGAUGCAGAUGGUGUGAAGCCAUUGCCAGCAUCGAGAGAUAUGCUCAAUUCAAAGGUUCUUGAAGACAUCACUGUGCGGACUUGCUUUGUGAGAGGAUUAUCUCCUGCAGACGCCACAAGCAGUGUGUGUGUGCGCAUGCGUGCGUGUGUGUGUGAAUAUGUACAUACAUGCAUGUGUGUGUAUGGGCGAAAACUCUCUCCUCCACUGCACAUGCUGCUGCUGGUGGCACUAUGCCCUAUUUGCUAUUCUCACAGCAGUCCAACAGCUGCACCGGCCGAUCAACAACAAACACUGCCUGUCAACUAUCCAGUUGAUGAUGACACAACUAUCAUUAUUGAUGGACAUGUGCGCUCCUGUGCGGCUGAUGUCAUGUUUGUGGAUGACACCGAUGGCAUGUGUCUUCCUCGCUCUAUCCUCAGUGCCAUUGCCAAGGCACCCAUCGACUGCCGAAAGCUGCUGGCAGAAAACCUGGUCAUAGUUGGUGGUGCAUCUGAAAUGCCAGGAUUCAGGCACCGGCUGUUGGCAGAGUUGAAGGCAUGGUUGGGAAAGCCUGAGUUCUCACAACUCAGUAUCAAACAGUUCAAGAUGCACCAGAAUCUUGUACCUGCAAACACCAUGUGCUGGGUUGGAGCGUCUAUUUACUCAGCAACUGGCGUGCUAAAAGAACGUUCUCUUUCCAAGGACACAUACGCUGAGAAAGGUGGCAAGUUGCCUGACUGGACAUCUUGUGACCCAGAUCUCAAUGCUGCUGAUGCACUCAGCUGGCAGAAGAAACGCUCCAUUUACUCCCUGCCGGUCAGCAAAGCAUCAGCUCCAUCCUCCGUAGCUCAUACGGUUUCGUAAGCUAGCGCUUGCCUGUAGUUCGGAAAACAAUAAUCCUUGAUCUAUUCACCAAACGUCUGUAUAUAUAUUUUUAGUUAGGUGAAUGUUUGCAGCUGGUCCUGCAAACAAAGUUACAUUGCGCUGAACAAACUGGCAGUACACUCUCCUUACUCCUCUGAGUCUCUGUAGCAAAGCUCACUGUCUGUCGAUAUUCUGGCUGAUGCUUGUUGCGUGAUUGUAUAGUAGCUGUAUUUAUAGUACCCACACAUGUAUACUGGGCAUUUGAACUCUUCUUGCUUUGCUCUUGCUUCUACUUGGUUGUAACUUGUAAGUUACUGUGAACACAGCUUUGUUUGGGAAAUUUGUAGCACGUUCUUGCCACUAGCACUGUGAUGAUCAAAAGUCUUAUCCAGUACACACCCUCCCCAUCCCAUGAACAUAUCCAUCAUAGUACGUAUACGCACUCCUCACCCCAUGAACAUAUUCCUUAUUGCCGAAUCAUGAAAUCUUGAGUAUCGGGUAUUAUUUUCAAAGCUGCAUCAUGCAAGCUUUGCCAUCCUAGCAUCAUCAUGGAACACAUUCACAGCUUGUCUCUUUUUGUUUCGUUCUAUAUUUCUGUUAUCAAACAAAUCAUUUUCUCCUCUUAUAAUGACAUUGUUUUCUCUACAUUGCUAAUCUCUGCUUCCACUGACCAAGCUGCGCUGUAAAAAGUGUUAGAACAUGAAUGGAUAUUCAUUAUUGAAUAUUGAUUCAAAAUGUUGUAAACGGCAUGAUGCUGGCGAUGACAUGGCACGUAA